AUGCGGUGUUCCUGCACACGUAGUGGGGGAUGUCGGGGAUGCUCAGUAGUAGCGUAGGAGGUGUUCGUGCCCGAGCUGUAUAAAAGCGCAGGCUGGCGCCUCAGCAGAGCAGAUUCAGAUUCAGAUUCAGACACAGCCAGUCACAGGCACAGACUCUCUCUCUCUCACUCUCACACUCUCACAGGCAGAAUGGUGCUCAUCUGGACCCAGUUCGGCGUCAAGCACAAGAACGUGAAGUGCAAAGUGCGGGUGAUUCACAGCGAGGACAGCUGUAGCUCUGAGGAGACGGCAGAGGAAUGUGAGGUGCCGGUUCAGUCCGUGACUCCGGUGAAGGAUUACUACUCUGUGCUCGGCGUGACGGUAGAGUCCAAUGAGGAUGAGAUCCGGCACGCGUACCACCGGCUUGCUCUGCGUUACCAUCCCGACAAGAACCAAGAGGAGGACGCAGAGGAGAAGUUCAAAGAGAUCGCAGAGGCUUACGACGUUUUGACAGACACACAGAAGCGCAACCUGUAUGACAGACGGGAUAUGAAGAGGCCAGCAGCCAAAGGAGACUCCUCCCCACCAGCGAAGGCCCACUCAUCUGCUCGCUUCUUCAACAUAGACAUAGACGCUGGUGACUUUUCCGACCUCUUCAACCCCUUCAAGCACACGCCUUCCACCAAUCCGGGGGGUCAGAAGGGCUCCUCCACCACCGGUGGUGCAUGCGGCAGCAAAGUGUGCGAGCUGGAGGUUUCACUGGAGGAGCUGCUGACCGGCGUCACCAAGCACGUGCGCCUGUCCGGCUCACACUCGCAGGAGCACGUGAUGAACGUGGAGGUGAAGAAGGGAUGGAGGGAGGGCACGAGGAUCACCUUCCCCGGAGCCGGGCUCAAGGCGGGCGGGCACGCCGCACAGGAUAUCAUGUUUGUGGUGAAGGAGAAGAAGCACUCGCACUUCCGACGGGAGGGAUCCAACCUGGUGUACACCGCCGAGAUUACCCUGCGUGAGGCUCUCUGUGGAUGUACUGUUACCGUGCCAACACUAGAUGGAGGAAAGAAGCCACUCCCAUGCAGUGAUAUCAUAAAGCCUGGCUCUACUCGCCGCCUGAUUGGAGAGGGGCUUCCGCGGUCAAAAUGCCCCACGCAGCGAGGAGAUCUAUUGGUGAAAUUCGAGGUGCUGUUUCCUGAUAGGAUCCCCCCACCCAGCAAGGAGAUUAUUAGGCACAGCCUGGGACAAUGUUAAAGGACAUACACACACACACUCACAUGCACAGAGACACGUGCAGACGUGUGCAUGGGAUUACAUUUGAACCAAGACUGAAGCCAAAAAUGUGUUUUCCUUCUCUGAAAAACAGUAUGAACUGUCUUUCUGGUACAGACACAUUAACAUUAGAGGUGCUAUUCUACGGAGCUGGAAUGUGUGCAGCCUUUUGGUGACCAGGUGUGUUCCAGAUUUAGACCAUCUAAAUCAAAGUGCAUGUCAACCAGCCAGUUAGGCUUAUUUUGGUUGACAGGGCUCAAGUUGAGCCCUCGGGUUUGGCGCUGUUUUUUUUCUUGAAAUCAUUCAAGAAACAUUUGUUUGAUCCUGAACCAACAGGAAUGCUUGUCAGGUGUGUACAUGCGUACAGCACCUGCUCUAGUCUCUAUGAGAGAAGCCCAGUGUCAUGUUUCACUGAACUAUAUGUACGUUUAUUUAAACAACCACUGCAUGUGGCAUGUGGGACAAGUCAAUGAUAUGGAUGUUUUAUAUUCUAAAUAAAGAUGAUAAGGAUUUUAAAAACCA
Messenger RNA from Clupea harengus (Atlantic herring), 1764 nucleotides. Its product is annotated as dnaJ homolog subfamily B member 5. Gene Ontology annotation, molecular function: protein-folding chaperone binding. Gene Ontology annotation, cellular component: cytosol. The record is from RefSeq and is a predicted model, not a curated record. NCBI's taxonomy places the organism in Eukaryota, Metazoa, Chordata, Actinopteri, Clupeiformes, Clupeidae.